This is a messenger RNA of Vicia faba (fava bean), 1398 nucleotides long. NCBI's taxonomy places the organism in Eukaryota, Viridiplantae, Streptophyta, Magnoliopsida, Fabales, Fabaceae. The record is from the annotation of a GenBank genome assembly.
AUGUUAGAUAUCAGCAGCAACAAUCUUUCAGGAGAAAUUCCCCAAAAUCUUCAAAAGUUAGGAUCAUUGGAGAUUCUCAAUGUAUCACACAACAAUCUAUCCGGAACAAUCCCACAAUCCUUUUCAAAUAUGGGCAGCCUUCAAUCUGUGGACUUCUCUUACAACCACUUGUCAGGUUUGAUACCAACUGGUGGUGUUUUCCAGACAGAAAGUGCUGAAGCUUUUGUUGGGAACUCAGGUUUGUGUGGUGAUGUAAAGGGAUUAACAUGUGCCAAAAACCAUUCUGGAGGGUCCAACAAAAAGGUACUUCUUGGUGUUACUAUAUCAGUUGGUGGAGUAUUUUUUAUAGGGAUGAUUGGUGUUGGAAUCCUGCUAUUUCAAAGGAAAGCCAAAAAACUUAGUGAAGAAUCCAAAAGCAUUGAAGAUAAUGAUCAAUCUAUUUGCUUGAUAUGGGGAAGAGAUGGAAAGUUCACAUUUUCUGAUCUUGUGAAAGCAACCAAUGACUUCAAUGAAAAGUAUUGCAUUGGAAAAGGAGGAUUUGGAAGUGUUUAUAGAGCAGAACUACCUACAGGUCAAGUUGUUGCUGUUAAAAGACUCAACAUAUCAGAUUCUGAUGACAUUCCAAAAGAGAACCGCAUGAGCUUCAUAAAUGAGAUAAGAUCACUUACAGGAGUGAGGCACAGGAAUAUAAUAAAGCUAUAUGGUUUUUGUUCAAUGAGGGGAGACAUGUUCUUGGUUUAUGAACAUGUAGAGAGAGGAAGUCUGGGGAAAAUGUUGUAUGGAGAAGAAGGAAUAUCGGAGCUAAGUUGGCGUACAAGGGUGAGAAUUGUGCAAGGAUUAGCACAUGCAAUUGCUUACCUACAUAGUGAUUGUUCUCCACCAAUCGUGCACAGAGAUAUCACACCGAACAAUAUACUGCUGGAUUCAGAUUUUGUGCCUCAUCUUGCAGAUUUUGGCACUGCAAAGCUGCUAAGCUCUAACAAUUCAACCUGGACUUCAGUUGCAGGAACCUAUGGCUACAUGGCUCCAGAGCUAGCACAAACCAUGAGGGUGACUGAAAAAUGUGACGUGUAUAGUUUUGGUGUGGUGGUGUUAGAGAUAUUGAUGGGAACACACCCCGGAGACUUCUUGAAUAUCCUAUACUCAAACAAGUCUUUGGCAUUAAUGGAAGUGCUUGUGAAGGAUGUUGUAGACCAGCAGCUUCCACCUCCUACAGACGAAUUAGGCGAAACAAUAAUGUUUACAAUGAGAGUAGCUUUGGCAUGCACAAGUGCUGCUCCAGAGUCUAGACCCAUGAUGCGUUCUGUUGCGCAAGAACUAUCAGCUACUGCACAGGCUCGUCAUUCUCAGCCAUUUGAUAUGAUGACCGUAGGCAAGCUUACAGGAUUGCAAAAUUAG